AUGCAGGUCCACACAAAGAGAUGCAACAGACUCCUUCAUGACAGAAUGAGGGAUCUUGUGUUUAUCAAAUUCAACUCAAGACUAAAGCAAAAGAGGGACAACAAGGAUAGAGAUCCCAUUGAGAUACCUGUGCAUGAUGUAAUUUUAGAAGAUGGAGAGAAUGAGUGGAUCACUGGCAUUGAACAAACAGAAGGAGGUUCAGAUCAAGAAAAAGAAAAAGAAACUGGAGCAUCAUCACAAGGACUUGUAGCUGCACCUAGAGUUGAGAGAACUAGGAGAGGUGGCCAGGAAAAUUCAAGGAGUAGGAAGAGAAAGCGGUUGAUCCCAACAUUUGAGGAGGAGGUGUCAUCUCCAUCUUCUGACGGGGGAGAUGACAAUGAUAUUGAUGAUCAGCCUAUUGGUUCAGAUUCUGAGGCUGCACCAUUAAGUCCAUCUUCAUAUUAG
This is a messenger RNA of Striga hermonthica, 444 nucleotides long. The record is from the annotation of a GenBank genome assembly. NCBI's taxonomy places the organism in Eukaryota, Viridiplantae, Streptophyta, Magnoliopsida, Lamiales, Orobanchaceae.